Effrenium voratum is the source of this 1764-nucleotide messenger RNA. Lineage: Eukaryota; Dinophyceae; Suessiales; Symbiodiniaceae. The record is from the annotation of a GenBank genome assembly.
AUGAGCGGUAGCAGUGGCUCCUUCACUAGAAGCAGCAGCAGUAGCUCCACAAGUUCUGAUUCCCUGGCAUCUUCAGAAGUGCCCGAGCAUCCCGCCGAGGAGGAAGUCUUGGAUUUGGAGGACGGUGCUAGCAGUGGCGAUGAAGGCUGCGACCGAUUUGCGAACAUGUCGGCAGCAAAGCCAGACCUGAGCUACCGAGGCCACACAGGUCCAUUUCUGGACGAUACCGUACACGCAGCCAUCGAGGGCCUUUUGACUGCAGAAAACACAUCCAAGCAGGGCAUGCUGCGGCGUUUUCGAGAAGUCUACGGCGAGGCUUUGGAAUUCUACGCUGUUUUCCGGGAACUGCAUGCUGAAUCCUCACGAAGCUGGGAGCGCAAGGCUCACUACCAUGUGGUCUUGAAGCUGAAGGGCCGUGUCCGGUGGAUUCAGAUUGCCCGCGAGCUGCGCGCCAGGGGCAUCUUCGGGCAUUUGUCCUUGCCGACCAGGUGUGCAGAUAUCUGGCGCAUUGUAGCGUAUUGCUAUGUGCCUUCUGCCAGGAAGCCCUUGCCAGAACUUGAUCCCGAUCCCUUGCUGAGCUCAAACUUCCCCAUUAUUGACAUGGAGAAGCGGCUCCGCGGGAAGCUUGCCAGAACACAAGUUCUGAGGCCAUGGGAUUUUUUCCAAGUCUUGCGAAGACACCCGAGCAUCGAGACCUACAACGACCUCAUUGUCUGGGCGCAGUCCCAGCAGAAGCACGGGGUGCCUCAAAACUUGGAGUUUAUGACCAGGCAAGGUGGCAAGAUGUCUGGGCUCUUCAAGGCAUGGAAGCAGCUCAUGGCUAAGCCUGUGAGCCAAAAGUCGCAACGGGAGGAGCGAUUGCGCUACUGGCAGGCUUCAAGGCAGGCGCCCUGUUCUUGCACAACGCCAGGCCGCUUGAGGUCUGGCCUGGAUGCCUUGAUGGUGCGCGAGAAGGAUGGUGAGAGGUUUGGCUACUUCGUCAAACGGCUUAUCCGCAUUGGGACAGCGGCCAAGAAUUGCAACAUCUUGCUUUGCGGGGCUUCCAAUGCGGGGAAGACUGCCCUCACAAGGCCGUUGAUGGCUAUGUUUUCUCACCGCUGCUGGAUGCGUCCUAACAAGGGCGACACGUUCCCCUUAGAGUCGUUGCAGGACAAGCUGAUCAGCUGCUGGCAGGAUUGGAGGCCAGGGGCUUUGCAAAAUUCCUGCCCGGUGGCCUGGGACACCCUGCUCUUGCUUCUGGAGGGCGAAGCUGUGGUGGCUGCUUGCAAGGGCUCGGCGUCGGUGGUCAUUUCCGAGCCGCCGCCUUUUCUCAUCACGUGCCAGGAGCGCGUUGUGCCGCUAGAUGCGAAUGGUCGCCCCAAUGUUGCCGAGAAGGAUGCCUUCCACAAUCGGUUUGCCUUGCGGUGGCAUCUGAAAUGCAGCAUUCCGUCUUCAAUGAAGGAUUCGCAAAUGAAGAUGUGCUACCGCUGCGUGCGUUGCUACUCAGACUGGGUGGAUGAGAAGCACGCUGCCUAUGCAGAGAAGGCCCCGGACAUCGAGGCAGAGACUGCAGCGCUGGAAUCGGCCAUCUGCCAAGAGGACUCAAGGGUGCCCGCUUUGCAAGAAGAAGAAGAAGAACUUUCAGGGGCCACGACCCAGCCGUUGCUGGCCGCGCAGUCCCCUCUGUGUCCGGGAGCACUGAAGGUGUCUGCUUCUCGGAAGCCAAGGAACCGAGGCGCAAGACUUGCGGUUCGCCUCAGCCGCGCCAUUGCUCGCUCGCUUUAA